AUGCUGGGUGCUUCCGGAGACUAUGCUGAUUUCCAGUAUUUGAAGCAAGUUCUCGGGCAAAUGGUGAUUGAUGAGGAGCUGUUGGGAGACGGACACAGCUAUAGUCCUAAAGCUAUUCAUUCAUGGCUGACCAGGGCCAUGUAUAGUCGACGCUCCAAGCUGAACCCCCUGUGGAACACCAUGGUCAUUGGAGGUUAUGCUGAUGGAGAGAGCUUCCUGGGUUAUGUGGACAUGCUCGGUGUAGCCUAUGAAGCCCCUUCGCUGGCCACUGGUUAUGGUGCAUACCUGGCUCAGCCUCUGCUGCGAGAAGUUCUGGAGAAGCAGCCAGUGCUGAGCCAGACGGAGGCCCGAGAACUAGUGGAACGCUGCAUGCGAGUGCUGUACUAUCGAGAUGCCCGUUCUUAUAACCGGUUUCAAAUCGCUACUGUAACUGAAAAAGGUGUUGAAAUAGAGGGACCCCUGUCUGCGGAGACCAACUGGGAUAUUGCCCACAUGAUCAGUGGCUUUGAAUGA
Messenger RNA from Rangifer tarandus platyrhynchus (Svalbard reindeer), 513 nucleotides. NCBI's taxonomy places the organism in Eukaryota, Metazoa, Chordata, Mammalia, Artiodactyla, Cervidae. The record is from the annotation of a GenBank genome assembly.